AUGGAGCUGUCUGUUCCUCAAGGACUGCACUACCUGGAACCCACACUGGAGCAGUUCACUAAGAACUGCAGCCAUGGGAAAGACUUGAAUUCGAGAAGGCCUCCUGACCCCAGCAGCACAAGCCAGACGAACACAAAUUUCCACUUAAAAGAGAAACACGCACGGGGAAGCGGAGGUGUCACGCAGGGCCCCGCAAACCUCCCCAGGGCAUCUGACUGGAAACUGGACCAUCCAGACUGGACAGGGCGGCUUCGUGUCACCUCCAAAGGCAAAACUGCAUACAUCAAACUGGAGGAUAAGGUUUCAGGAGAACUCUUUGCCCAGGCUCCGAUAGAUCAAUACCCUGGCAUUGCAGUAGAGACUGUGGCAGAUUCCAGCCGCUAUUUUGUCAUUCGAAUUCAGGAUGGGACUGGACGAAGUGCUUUUAUAGGCAUUGGCUUCACGGAUCGUGGUGAUGCCUUUGACUUCAACGUCUCUUUGCAGGAUCACUUCAAGUGGGUGAAGCAGGAGACUGAGAUCUCCAAGGAGUCACAGGAAGCUGACACACGUCCCAAAUUAGACUUAGGGUUUAAAGAAGGACAGACCAUCAAACUGAACAUUGGGAAUAUGACAACAAAGAAAGGAGGAGCAGCCAAGCCCCGUGCAUCUGGAUCAGGGGGCCUAAGCCUGCUGCCACCCCCACCAGGAGGCAAAAUUGCAGUCCCUCCUAUACCUCCCCCUUCUUCCACUCCCAUUGCCAACCACGUCACACCACCACCUGUGCUGAAAUCCAGUAACAUGAGCAAUGCAGACAUUCUGUUAGACUUAGAUGCUCCUGCUUCUGUGUCCAAGGCACCACCACCAGCUACCACAGACCUCUGGGGAGAUUUCAGCACUGCAUCCAGUGCUAUUCCCAAUCAGGCUCCUCAGCAGUCCAACUGGGUCCAGUUCUGA
Molecule: messenger RNA, 933 nt
Organism: Chaetura pelagica (chimney swift)
Lineage: Eukaryota; Metazoa; Chordata; Aves; Apodiformes; Apodidae
Gene: NECAP1
Product: NECAP endocytosis associated 1
Exons: 9
Coding region: 1-933 (310 amino acids)
Biological process (GO): endocytosis
Cellular component (GO): membrane; clathrin vesicle coat
Source: RefSeq, a predicted model, not a curated record